AAAAGUGUAUAAUUUGUGUGGAAUCAGAAAAAAUAUAUGCCUUAAACUUUGAUUAUUUUAGUUAUAAGAUGACAUAACCGCUUUGUGUAGAAUUGCUGGCUUGGUACAGUAGAACAGAUAAGGGCAAAUGUUUGUUCUUUGUAACUCUUCUGCAAAUGCUUCGCUCACCGCGGCCUUGAAGGUAAAAAAAAAAAAAGUAUGUACAAAGUAGAUUUCCAGGUGCAAGAAGGAGGUUUGUGAACUAACCCUAUCUCCCCCAUAAUUCCCAUCCUGAUAACAGCAAAGAAAUAAUGAAGUAAUAUUAUAGCCGCUUUUCAUGCUAAUUUCACUAUAUGAUCACGUGAGUUGUAAGCGACUGUUAAAAAGUAUAUAAGCCUCCUGAUUUUGCUCUUGGGGGGGGACCCCUUCCAAGUGCUUGGGAAAUCCAUGUCACUUUGGAACUCCCCCUACAGCUGUAGUUUCUUUUGAAUAAAAGCUUCUGCUGACCUGACCCAAAAGUACUCUGUGUGUGUUUCCACGACAAUUCCUGGUGCCGUGACUCGGAUCCAGAACACAGGCUGAGGAAGGAGGACCGCAGGCUACCCCCCCCGAACGCUGAGGCGCCAAACUUGAGAGGUCUGUUCAUUCACAGGUCCAAGAAGCCUUACCUCAACCACCGGAUGUUCCCUGUCACAACCUCGAACCAGGGGAUUGGAUCUACGUAAAGGUCUAUCAACGGAAAAACGCACUUCAACCCAGAUGGAAAGGACCUUUCCAGGUACUUCUAACCACUAAUUCUGCUGUUCGUUGCCAAGGUCACCAAACGUGGACUCACGCCUCGCACUGCAAGAAGGUAUCACCUCCAUUGGACCCCGAAGCAGCUGUAUUCCAACCAAGGUUGGGAUCUUUCCCUGAGGCCAAGGACAAAGACCCUCAGGACCUCACUCAGGCAAGUGAGGAGCAUCAGGGUGCAAGUGCUAGUAACCUCUCCCCUGCACCCAACACCUCAGCCCAGCCGGAUUCAUCAGUUGAAGAACGAAGAUAUCAUCUUCAGCCUCGAAGAAAGUGAAUGCUCCCAUUCGGAAGAUCACCACCUCGAUCAAGACCAAGAGCCGACAUUAUCAGUCCUUUAGGUAACUUGAGCCCAGAGGACGAAGAAAGACUUUGGCUGCCAUCCUGGGUUUGGCUGGUAGUGUUCUUUUUCUUACUGGUGCUGGUUAUGUUUGUUGUUAAGAUUCUUUGUCCCUCCUGUAUCUAAAAAUGGCACCGAUAUCCUUAUAUAUCACACUUGGGUAUCUCAGUAUCACCCAAGGGGGGUGGGAGAAAAAUUUGUAUUUGCAGAUCUCCCAUGCGGUGGCUCAAGCUGGAAAUAAAAGUGACUGCUGGAUAUGCUCUCACAGCCCAGCACACCUACACCAAGGAAUCCCAAUGAUCGGAGUACCAAUAUCCCUCCAGCAAUGGGGAACAAUAAACGGCGGCUUCGUUAGACACUACUCGUUAGCUGCCCAUCGGUCCGCUCCUAAAGAAUGGAGGGCCGCCCCUGCUAACUGGAUAAUCUCCCCAAGAGUAGAGGCGCCUUUCUGUUACAGAUCCAACAACACCAGAGCUUAUAAUAAAGCCACACCUGUAGGACACUACCCUCAUUGCCUAACUACUCUAGAUUAUAGCCCUAGUAGCACCAGUGGAAUCCUGUUGGGUAACGUACCCUCUCUCAAUUGUACAGGAUUCAUGGUCUACAACUUUUCUAAGGAACCUCAUGUUGCUCUCAUUGCAAACAGAUCAGAAUUUUACAUUCACUCCAAUUUUACUUCUUGUAAUAUAUCUCGGUCCAGCAGGAUAGCAGCUGAACGUGGACCGUCCUAUACGAUGCAUAUCAAUCGAAAGUGCCGGAUAGGGCACAACAACUGUCGAGAUUUGAGUACCCUUUCUGCCCCAGGCCUUUACUGGCUCUGCGGAAACAGGGCUCAUAAAAUCUUGCCCUGGAAUUGGGUGGGGGCAUGCACUCUUGGACGUGUUAUCCCUGGUUUCGAAAUGCAUAGUGCAAUAUGUCUGGAACAAGUAAAAAAUUUCAACCAUCACAUGAAAAGGGCGGUUAACCCCUUAGCUACCAGAAACACAGGGUUCCAUCGAUUUGUGAGAACCUUCAUACCGUGGCUUGGAGUAAGAGAAUUGGAACUAGCCAUAAUUAACAUUUCAGCCACAAUGGAAGCUAUGGGAAAUGCCACUGCGGAUGCAAUUCAGGCUCUGCAAAAAGAGAUCUCCCAGAUCUCACAAGUAACUAUACAACACCACAUAGCCCUAGAUUACCUAUUGGUAUCCCAGGGAGGAGUAUGUGCCUUAGUAAACUCCACCUGUUGUGUCUAUGUCAAUCAGGACAUGCGAAUCGAAACUGACAUUCGCAAAAUCCGAAAUCAGUUAAGGGUCCUACAUCAAGUGGCCUCAGAAAAUACUGACUGGGGUCUAGAAGAAAUGUGGUCUUGGCUAACCUCCUGGCUCCCAGAUUUCGGGGCCCUUGGCAAGAAAAUCCUGUAUGGAAUAUUGUUUGUCUUGAUAGUUCUGAUAAUGUUCUAUGUCUUAAUGCAACUGAUCCUCUGCUGCGUGAAAGCCAGCAGGGGAAGCUUUAGCAAGGCAAGAAAACCCACAGCAGAGUCUAGCAUAAUGGUGUUACAAAAGUGUGAGCAGAUUGAAAGAAAACAUGAAAGGCUGCAUGAUGAAAUAGAGGGGCUCAUGAGAAUGGAAAUUUAAGGCUAAAGUAAGACUAAAUAGUCUCAAAGGGGGGGGCUGUGGAAUCAGAAAAAAUAUAUGCCUUAAACUUUGAUUAUUUUAGUUAUAAGAUGACAUAACCGCUUUGUGUAGAAUUGCUGGCUCGGUACAGUAGAACAGAUAAGGGCAAGUGUUUGUUCUUUGUAACUCUUCUGCAAAUGCUUCGCUCACCGCGGCCUUGAAGGUAAAAAAAAAAAAAAGUAUGUACGAAGUAGAUUUCCAGGUGCAAGAAGGAGGUUUGUGAACUAACCCCAUCUCCCCCAUAAUUCCCAUCCUGAUAACAGCAAAGAAAUAAUGAAGUAAUAUUAUAGCCACUUUUCAUGCUAAUUUCACUAUAUGAUCACGUUAGUUGUAAGCGACUGUUAAAAAGUAUAUAAGCCUCCUGAUUUUGCUCUUGGGGGGGGACCCCUUCCAAGUGCUUGGGAAAUCCAUGUCACUUUGGAACUCCCCCUACAGCUGUAGUUUCUUUUGAAUAAAAGCUUCUGCUGACCUGACCCAAAAGUACUCUGUGUGUGUUUCCACGACAUUUGUUCAUUUAAAUCACAACUGAAACUCAUUUUGCAUCAUCUCCUAAUUACAGUUUAAUCCAAUAAUUCCUGAACAUUUCAUAAUAAGAUUAUAUUUUCAAAGUUUUUCUG
Messenger RNA from Alligator mississippiensis (American alligator), 3380 nucleotides. Its product is annotated as syncytin-A-like. The transcript has 2 exons. The record is from RefSeq and is a predicted model, not a curated record. The coding region runs from base 1240 to 2724 and encodes 494 amino acids. NCBI's taxonomy places the organism in Eukaryota, Metazoa, Chordata, Crocodylia, Alligatoridae.